Molecule: messenger RNA, 962 nt
Organism: Nelumbo nucifera (sacred lotus)
Lineage: Eukaryota; Viridiplantae; Streptophyta; Magnoliopsida; Proteales; Nelumbonaceae
Product: HNH endonuclease domain-containing protein
Source: RefSeq, a predicted model, not a curated record
CUUAGGAUUUCUGGUGUAUCUAAACACGUUGAAAUGGAAUCUGUAAUUAGGAGUUUGGGACUACGGUUGUGUCGCUGUACGGAGUAAGAGAAGACUCACCGGCGACUCACAGAGACCUCGCCAACUCGCUUUCGCCGGUGAGCGUUGGGUGGAGAGAUUGAAGCUUGAGAAACCACAGCGGAGGCGAUAUAUUUUUGUAUUAUAUUUUUUAGGAUUUCCCCAUUUUCUAUUUGCGAGGAUGAGUUCACCUAGGCAUUCAAAUAGUAGUGUCAGUGACAACAAAGAAGAGAGGCCGAGGUUCUUCGACGCCAAGACGAAGGCCUUGUGCUGGGCCAAAGCUUCUGUUGUCCCCGGCCGCCACCCUGAACGGUGGCGAUAUGAUGCCGCUGGUAACAUCGUCUGCAAGAGGUUUUGCAAUUGCCAGGGAUGUCUUUGUUUCGAGUACGAUCACAUUGUACCAUAUUCGAAAGGUGGGGAAUCUAUAGCAGAGAACUGCCAAAUUCUUCAAACCAGGGUCAACCGGUUUAAAUCGGAUAAAGCAGUGGUGGAUAGAACUGAAUUGGAAGGUUUCUCUUGUGAUGUGAAGUUUACUGACAAGGAGCUGGACAUUAUUGAAAUGGCUGUUUAUGGAGAUGUGCUACGACCUGGUAAUCAAUGUCGUUGCAGAACUGUUGCUGAAAUGCUUGGUCAAUACAAGUCAAAGGAUCGCAUGGCUGCUUGCAAACUUCCACAAAGUGAAACUUUAUAGGAGAUGAAGUUAGAGAUUGCAGGUUUGAUGCUGUGUACUAAUUAUAUCUAAAUCUGUGAUCUGAUAUUGGAUGUGGCAAUCGAUGUCUUCGUUCAUUAAUCGCGUUUUGUAGUGUUGUAUCAAAUAAAUUGAAUAGACACCUGUACGUCAUUGGAUAACAGACCUUGGGAACAUUUUCAUAUUGCAAAACAGGGAUAUCUUUUUGUUUUUUUAA